Molecule: messenger RNA, 1497 nt
Organism: Suillus paluster
Lineage: Eukaryota; Fungi; Basidiomycota; Agaricomycetes; Boletales; Suillaceae
Product: UPF0187-domain-containing protein
Exons: 11
Coding region: 1-1497 (498 amino acids)
Molecular function (GO): chloride channel activity
Source: RefSeq, a predicted model, not a curated record
AUGUCCCGACCGUUGUCUUCCACGACUUACUCUUCCCUUGAUCCGUCUGAGCCCGCACAAACCAUCGACAACUGCCAAACGUUGUGGGACAUACUAUCGACCACCGCUCUAAAUAGAUGCUGGCCUGUGUUGAUUUGCACCGGUAUCUGGUCGUCCGUACUAUGCGUGAUUAAUCACUAUACCCAUGGACAACUAUCGAUUCAGCCGACUCUCAUCACCGUAUUUGGUACCGUUCUAGGUUUCGUAAUAUCUUUUCGAACGACCUCCAGCUUUGAACGUUAUAACGAUGGCCGAAAAUAUUGGUCCCAAAUUGUACUCAACUGCCGUACCUUUUCUCGAACUGUCUGGUUUCAUGUCCCAAGUGCGCAAGUUCACAUGGAACAGGACGAAGCCAAGACCUUGAUUGAGAAGAAGACUGUGGUGAAUUUACUCGAGGCUUUCGCCGUCAGCGUCAAGCAUUACCUACGAGGAGAAGACGGAAUUUUCUAUGAUGAUCUUCACCCGCUUGUCUCCUUCAUCUCACCAUGCUCUUACUCACUCCCUGCCAUCAUCCCUCCCGCAAAUCCCCCAGAGUUGCACCGUAGGUCGACGCAUGCAAGCACACACUCUCACUAUAGUCACAAAGUACCAGCAUCCCCUGGAACGACCCAAGCGCCUGCAUCCCCGUCCCACCUAUCUGGCUCAAACCAAGUUCCGUUGGCAAUCAUUCCUGAAGGUACAUCGCAACCUGCCAUGACACCUGCAACACAAGGCAUGAUCGACAAGACCGAAACGCCUUACGAUGAAGAAUCUAUUCGGCCCGCGGCCAUGCCACGUGUGCACUCCUGGCGAAAAGCAUUUCCAUUCUCGUUCUUUUUUUGGGUGUGGGCAAUAGUAAGGAAAGAUGUUGGCCGAGCUGUUGAACCGAAUGAUGCGCGUCGAGAUUUUCGUUUCAACAAAAAUAACGUGCCUUUGGAAAUAUCUUUGUAUUUGAGUUCUUACAUCUCCGCACUGCAAGUUCGUAAAACUGUGGAUCCCCCGACUAUAAGUUUGCUUUAUACAACGCUUAAUCAGCUCAUAGAUGCCCUGACUGGGUUAGAAAGGAUCCUUACCACUCCAAUCCCUGUCUCUUACUCAUCACACCUGUGGAUGGUGACACUGGUUUAUUGUACAACUUUGCCCUUCCAACUGUGGUCCACACUUAAAUGGUUAACCAUUCCAGCGUCUAUAAUUGCCAGCUUUAUGUUCUUUGGCUUUGUUGUCGCUGGCGAGGAAAUUGAGAGCUAUGACAGGAAUGACUUGAAUAUGGAUUAUUUUGUCCACAACAUCAUACGGAAGGAGCUUCGUGCUAUUACAGCCAUGCCGCCUCCAGACCCUGCGAUUUGGGCAUUUUCAUCUCGGAAUGAUUUUCUAAAUCUAGGGACACUUUCAGGAGGCACCGUUCCGAAGGACUUUGAAGCCCCAUCUACCUGGCUUCACAGGGGGAAGAGUGAAAUCCUCACAGCUUUACAUGGGUAG